Messenger RNA from Parnassius apollo (apollo), 804 nucleotides. Lineage: Eukaryota; Metazoa; Arthropoda; Insecta; Lepidoptera; Papilionidae. The record is from the annotation of a GenBank genome assembly.
AUGUCUAGUUCUCUCAAUUUCAUAAAGGCCAUAGUUGAAGAACUUUGCGAGCGAAAAUCAAACUUACUAAUCGCAGAAAUUGCACUUCAAUUCAUGAUGGAAAAAUUGGCGAUGAAUCCAGACGUUAUUAGUGGCCAGCUUAAAGAAGCUUUAAAUAGAAGAAUCUUGCAGAGGAGAAACGCUACACUGGCAUCCCAUGCGGAAAUAAUAGCCUUAAUUGUAAAAAUCAAUGAGACUUAUUUUUGCAAAGAUAAAGCUGCUACAACUGUCUUUGAAGCUGAAGAUGGCCUGCCUUUAAGAGAAAUACAAAGACAGCAGCGCCUUGAAGAUGAGAGGGAACAGGAGACAGCCAAGACAUUCAAGGAACAGUUAAAGACAAAAGUUAAUGAAUCCUUGCACAAUACUGCUGAGGAAUUGAAGGAUGCUAAUAUGAAAUGUAGUUCUUAUGAACAACAAAUUGAAUGUUUAAAAGCUAAGAGGCAAGUGUUAGAGAUAAGCGAGGAAAAUGAAAGUUAUGAUAUCAGUACCGAGUGCCAAAAUCGACGAUUAAUAUCUACAAUACCAGAGUGUACUGAACCAGCUAUUUCGUCCAACAUCAACAAUAAGGGCUAUAACGCGCGGGCGACCGCGCUGUCGAAGCCCCCGCGAACAAAUUAUGCGGCGGCGGCGGCCAGGAAAGCAGUGGAUACGAAAGUCGGCGAUAACGAUGGUAAUGAUUGGAUAGAAGUCAAAAAUAAAAAUAAAAGGAGGAGUAACCUUAUACAAAGAGGAGGAAGAAAAGAGCAGAAGGAAGAAAUGGGGUGA